CUUUCGCAUCGCACCUUUCGACACGCGCAGACCUGUUCCGCUCUGUUCAGCCAGCACACGCUAGCUGUCCUUUUCCCGUUUAUUUUUCACAAAUACUUUUACGACCUUUUCCACCAACUCACAAUGGCUGAAACCAAAGCGCCAAAGGACCCGUACGGUUUCUUAAAGGAUUUCAUGGCCGGUGGUAUCUCCGCUGCCGUGUCGAAGACCGCAGUCGCCCCGAUCGAGCGCGUCAAGCUCAUCCUGCAAGUGCAGGCAGCUUCCACGCAGAUCGCAGCCGACAAACAGUACAAAGGAAUUAUGGACUGUUUGGUGAGGAUUCCAAAAGAACAAGGUUUUGCCAGUUUCUGGAGGGGUAAUUUUGCCAAUGUCAUCAGAUACUUCCCAACACAAGCAUUAAACUUUGCUUUCAAGGAUGUCUACAAACAGGUGUUUAUGGAUGGUGUGGAUAAAAAGACCCAAUUCUGGAGGUAUUUUGCUGGUAACUUGGCAUCUGGUGGAGCUGCUGGAGCAACAUCUUUGUGCUUUGUAUACCCACUUGAUUAUGCUCGUACAAGAUUAGGAGCUGAUGUUGGUAAAGGACCAGCUGAAAGGCAGUUCAAAGGUCUUGGUGAUUGCUUAGCCAAGACUGUCAAGUCUGAUGGACCCAUCGGUUUGUACCGUGGUUUCAUUGUGUCCGUCCAGGGUAUCAUUAUCUACCGUGCUGCAUACUUUGGAUUCUUCGACACAGCUAAGGGAAUGUUGCCAGAUCCCAAGAAUACUCCAUUCUUAGUUUCAUGGGGUAUCGCCCAAUUUGUAACAACAUUCGCUGGUAUUAUGUCCUAUCCAUUUGACACAGUCAGACGUCGUAUGAUGAUGCAGUCUGGCCGUGCUGCUGACCAACGCAUGUAUAAGAGCACAUUGGACUGCUGGAGUAAACUUUACAAGAACGAAGGUACAUCUGCCUUCUUCAAGGGUGCAUUCUCCAACGUACUUAGAGGUACUGGUGGUGCCUUGGUGUUGGUCUUCUACGACGAACUCAAAAACCUCAUGUAAAUUUCAUUUUUUAAUGAAAUUGAACAAUAUUGUGCAGUUUAAAUGUAAUUCAAUGGACACUGUUGUAGCAUAAACAUUCCUAACAAGUGCAACAUUUAUUAUUCAUAACUGAGCUUCUCAUUCCAAUUUUUCAUGUAUUAUUCUGUAUCGUAUUUGUUUUAAUUUCAUCGGUUAUGAUCCAAAUUUUUUAGAAAACCUACUUAUGUAAACAAACUAUUUAGGUCUGUGUAAUGGUUUAUUUUUAAUAUUGUAUUAAUUUCAUAAUUAAUAAUAAACCAUAGUUUAAAAAGAAAAAUGAUGUGUUUUAUUUGUAUUUGUAUAAUCGUCUGUAGAGUAUUAAAAUAAAAUACUUAUAAACAUGGA
This is a messenger RNA of Acyrthosiphon pisum (pea aphid), 1398 nucleotides long. Its product is annotated as ADP/ATP translocase 3-like. Gene Ontology annotation, biological process: negative regulation of mitochondrial outer membrane permeabilization involved in apoptotic signaling pathway; mitochondrial ADP transmembrane transport; mitochondrial ATP transmembrane transport. The record is from RefSeq and is marked provisional. The transcript has 3 exons. The coding region runs from base 124 to 1035 and encodes 303 amino acids. Gene Ontology annotation, molecular function: ATP:ADP antiporter activity. NCBI's taxonomy places the organism in Eukaryota, Metazoa, Arthropoda, Insecta, Hemiptera, Aphididae. Gene Ontology annotation, cellular component: mitochondrial inner membrane.